Messenger RNA from Nothoprocta perdicaria, 1531 nucleotides. It is a transcript of the gene IP6K3, whose product is annotated as inositol hexakisphosphate kinase 3. The record is from RefSeq and is a predicted model, not a curated record. Gene Ontology annotation, cellular component: nucleus; cytoplasm. The coding region runs from base 39 to 1259 and encodes 406 amino acids. Gene Ontology annotation, molecular function: inositol hexakisphosphate kinase activity. Gene Ontology annotation, biological process: inositol phosphate biosynthetic process; phosphatidylinositol phosphate biosynthetic process. The transcript has 5 exons. Lineage: Eukaryota; Metazoa; Chordata; Aves; Tinamiformes; Tinamidae.
ACCUCCGUGUCCACCUGAGCACCAAGCAGCCGAGCACCAUGGUGGGGAAGAGCCCGCUGGGCCCCAGCGAGCCCCGGAAAGUGGUGCUGCUGGAGCCCUUCGUGCACCAAGUCGGGGGCCACAUGAGCGUGAUGAAGUACGACGAGCACACGGUGUGCAAGCCCCUCGUCUCGCAGGAGCAGUGGUUCUACGAGUCGCUGCCCCUGGCCAUGCRGCAGUUCACGCCCCAGUACAAAGGUAUCAUUUCCGUGCACCUCAAAAAGGACAGCCUGGGCAACCUGAACUUAAUAGCCAGCCCCAGCCUGCAGACGGAGGCCUUGCUGGACACCAUCCACGAGUCGUCGGUCACGCUCUGGCACAAGUGGGCCACGGGCAGCGAGCGCACGCUUGUCAAGUGGAGCCACGUGCAGCUCACCAAGACCCUCAAGGACAGCUGCCCAGGGAAAAUGCUAUUGAGGACAGACCUUCAAUACUGCACAGAUUCACUCUUGGAAGAUGCAAACGGAAAUCAGCCUGAAAGAAAAAGCUACAACCCCUGGGGACUGCACUGUCACAGGCAGCACCUGAACCGCAUGUCCUCCAAAUAUAACGAGAACAAACUUCAUCAGUUUCUCUUGCUAGAGAAUGUGGUAUCAAAGUACAGCUACCCCUGCAUUCUGGACCUGAAGAUGGGAACCCGGCAGCACGGAGAUGAUGCCUCGGAGGAGAAGAAGGCCCGACACAUCAAGAAGUGUGAGCAGAGCACCUCUGCGUCGCUGGGYGUCCGCAUCUGCGGGAUGCAGGUGUACCAAGCUGAAACUGGCCACUUCCUCUGCAAAGAUAAAUAUUAUGGAAGAAAACUCACACCCGAGGGAUUCCGGCAAUCCUUGCGCCAGUUCCUGUGCAAUGGUAACCACCUCAGAACGGAUCUCUUGGAGCCCAUCGUCCUGCAGCUGAAAGCUCUGCUGUCGGUCAUUAGGAAGCAAAGCUCCUACAGGUUCUACUCCAGCUCACUCCUCAUCAUCUAUGACGGACUGGAGAACAAGGAGAACSCAGCACCCUUGGAUAAUCACCCGCAGGGGCCCUUCCAGAAGACAAACUGCACCACGUCGCAUGGUGCCGGCCACUCCAAAGUGGACGUCCGCAUGAUAGACUUUGCCCACACCACUUUUAAAGGCUCCAAGAGCAAUCACACCACUUACGAUGGGCCAGACCACGGCUAUAUUUUUGGUCUAGAGAAUCUCAUCAAAAUCCUUCAGAACAUCUCUGAAGGAAAAUGACAAAUCAUGUGAAACAGCCUGGACUUCCUAGUCAKAUUCCUGAAAAGUACUGCAUUGGGUCAGUUGUAUGGGACCCUCACCGCUGCUAAAUGUCACGUGCACGGUUUGGAAUGAAGCAUGGACAGCUUGCUAGGAAAGUGCAAAAAUGCUACGUGCCAUUACUGAACUCGAGCGUGAAAAGCAAAGAGCUGAAAGAAUCUGUUCUGUCUGCAAUCAAUCAGAAGAUUUAUUUUCCUUCCUUGUUUUACUGCUUUCCUUGAUUUAUUUGUGAG